UGGUCGCAUAGCGCGCGGGCGCUGUGUAGCAGCGUCCAAAAAAAAAAACCUCUUCCUCUCGCUCUCAGCCGCCACCAAAUGUCCCGCUCGUCUCUCACCCGCCUCUCCCUCUCUCUCAGCCACCCCUUGCUCUCUCACUGCUGGGCUAGGGUACCGGAGCAUCGGCCCCUCUCACCUCUGUUAGGCGGCGGCGGGCGCGGCAUCGGCUUGCAGGCAACCGUGUCGGCGGCGGUUUGGCAGAAGGCGACAGCAAGCGGCAGGGAGAGAGACCUGCAGCAAGCAUCGACCCUCCUUCUGAUCUUUAAACCAGGCAGCAGCCAUGUCCUUUUGUGGCGACCCAACGGAGAGCGACUGCCAGGUGCAGCAGAAGCUGCAGAUCUCCUCCGCCAUGACAAUCCAGAAGUGCUUCAGAAGUUGGAAGGCAAAGCGUUUGGAAGCCCACGAACAAUUUUAUUCUGGUUUUGGUGAAAUUCUCAAGAAUGCUGAUUGGAAGCGCUUUGGUAUUGAAUCUGAACCGUUUGGCCAGUUCUUAUCCAUCUUUGACCCAAAGAAAGAGAGCGAUGUUGAUAUCCUCGUCAAAAUCUUUGAUUGGUAUGCCAAAUGUGAGGACAGGAGCACACAACUAUGGAUUUGAACUUGAUACCGGAAGAGGAGGAUGAAGCUCAACAAGAGGAACAAGCUCAGCAAGGUGAAGCUUUUGAUUUGAACUUGAUCCCGGAAGAGGAAGAUGAAGCUCAAGAAGAAGAACAAGCUCAGCCAGGUGAAGCUAUUGAUUUGAACUUGAUCCCAGAAGAGGAGGAUGAAGACAUUGAGUCAUGUGUCAUGUGUAUGCCUUGUGUAUAUGUGUAUGUCAUGUGUAUGUCUUGUUGGAUUUAUUUGAAAAGAAAGGAAAAGGAAAAGUUGGAAUUAUUUGAAUUAAGUUGGAUUUAGUUGAAUUAAGUUGGAAUUAUUUGAAUUAAGUUGGAUUUAAUUGAAUUAAGUUGGAAUUAUUUGAA
Molecule: messenger RNA, 995 nt
Organism: Triticum aestivum (bread wheat)
Lineage: Eukaryota; Viridiplantae; Streptophyta; Magnoliopsida; Poales; Poaceae
Exons: 5
Coding region: 320-634 (104 amino acids)
Source: RefSeq, a predicted model, not a curated record